Camellia sinensis is the source of this 723-nucleotide messenger RNA. Lineage: Eukaryota; Viridiplantae; Streptophyta; Magnoliopsida; Ericales; Theaceae. The record is from RefSeq and is a predicted model, not a curated record.
AUGGCGAAUGGUGUAGUGUUUGAAGAUCCAAAUAUGGUGAGACAAGUAGUGGUGAAUCAUUUUAGCAGUGUGUUUACUGAAAAUUGGAAGUCUAGGCCUAAAUUGUCAAGUUCCUUCUUAUCCAUUAGUCUGGCUAAUUCGAAGGAUGUGUUAGAGGUAGAGUUCUGUGAAGCAGAAAUUUGGGCAGCCAUUCAAGAUUGCGAUGUAAAUAAGGACCCAUGGCUAGAUGGUUUCAAUUUGUCUUGCAUUCAAAAAUGUUGGUCUAUAAUGAAAGGUGAGUUUAUUAAAAUUUUCCAAGAGUUUCACAAUAAUGGGAAGAUGGCUAAAGAGUGGAGAAAGACAAAGAAAAAAGGAAUCAUUCCUAAAUUGGAUUUCGAGAAGGCAUAUGAUUCGGUUAAUUGGGAAUUUUUGUUAUCAAUGAUGGUAAACUUUGGUUUUGGUGAAAAAUGGGUGAGGUGGAUUACGUCGUAUAUUUCUACAUCAAGGAUAUCAGUGCUUGUUAAUAGGUCACCCACUGUAGAAUUUUCUCCUCAAAAGGGGUUAAGACAAGGUGAUCCACUCUCACCUUUCCUCUUUAAUAUAGUGGUUGAAGGUUUAAAUCUCUUACUAGAGAAAGCAAAAGAAAGGGGAUUGAUAAGAGGAGCUUCAGUUGGACCUAAUGAGUUGAAAAUUUCUCAUUUAGAAUUUGCGGAUGAAAGCAUAAUUUCUCAUUUCUCUUACUGA